This is a messenger RNA of Zingiber officinale, 593 nucleotides long. RefSeq names its product polygalacturonase inhibitor 1-like. The transcript is spliced from 2 exons. The record is from RefSeq and is a predicted model, not a curated record. The coding region runs from base 28 to 501 and encodes 157 amino acids. NCBI's taxonomy places the organism in Eukaryota, Viridiplantae, Streptophyta, Magnoliopsida, Zingiberales, Zingiberaceae.
UCAAGGAAAGCUAGUUUGCAGGAUUCGAUGAAGGCUAUGCCUCCGCAGUCGUUCUACUUCUCUUUGAUGCUUUGUGGGCUUAUGAGCCUUGCUUUUUCUUUCAAAGAAGCAGCAGUAGCAACACCUACAAUUGGCUGCUCCUGCUCGGAAGUGGAACGGGACGCCCUGCUCGCCUUCAAAGCCAACGUCAAAGAUCCUUCCCACCGUUUGGCUUCGUGGUCUCCACGAAUAGACUGCUGCAAAUGGAGUGGCGUCGUAUGCAGAAGUAGCAAGGCCAACAACGCAACUUUGUUCCAAGUCCAGCAUGUGGUGGAGCUCAACCUUUCAAAUGUCGAUUAUAAGCAUACUCUGCGAGGAUAUGUUACUGGAUUAUGGUGUCUGUUUAUCAUCUUAUUAUUCAAGAAAGAAUGGAGGAACAUCUAUUUUCGAAUGAUGGAUAAAAUGUAUGACAAAGUUUACAUAGCAAUUAAGAUGAGGAUGAAUAUAUUCAGUACUAGCUAGCUAAGAUGAGUAGCUCAUGCAUGUACCAUUGAUAAAUUACGAGAAGGAUAAUGAGUUAUGUUUGUUAAAGAAAUAUUGGAGAACAAUCAAAU